AUGUCUGAGCCCACCACAUUCACCCCGCCGCCAAGCACCCACUGGCCCUCCAGCAACUUCGUCCUCGCCGCCGGCACCGCCACAUUCCAGCCCUCGACCCGCAAGGUCCUCAUCAUCCAAGACACCUCCCGUACACGUCCCGGCACCCCGCGCGAGAGCUGCCUCUGGUUUCUUCCCCGCGGCCGCAAAGACGUCGGCGAGAGCAUCGAGGCCUGUGCUGUGCGGGAGACGCUUGAAGAGGCCGGCUACGCCGCUACGCUCCUCCCUUUCCACCUCCAGGCCCUGCCCCACAUCCUCCGCCGCCCACGGCGGCUGCCAGAGAAGCUGGAUGAUCUCCGUCUGUACGUGGCGUUCUGGUUCCUGUGCACGAUCCCUGCGGACGCGAUGCGGGCGGCGGACUACGGCGCGCAUUUUGUCGGCGCGCAUGAGCGUGGGUAUGAUUCGGAGCUUGUGGAGGUUGGUGAGGCGGUGAGGCUGUUGAGUGGGGGGAGGCUGGAGUAUAGGGAGGAGGAGGGCGGGGAAGGGGGUGUGGUGGAGAGGGCGACGGGGAGGGGAGUGGGGUGGCAGGAUGUGGAGGCGGGGUGGGCGGGUGGGGUGGAGGCGUUGGUGGUGGCAAGGGGGUGGGGGGUUGUGAAGAGGACGAUGGAGGGGAAUUUAAUCAAAGCUGUAAUUUUCAGCACCGGGGGGCCUCCGAAGGGAUUCUGGGACGGCAAGAAGCUUGCCAGUGAUUUAAAGAUAUGUUUUUAA
Messenger RNA from Morchella importuna, 747 nucleotides. RefSeq lists its product as uncharacterized. The record is from RefSeq and is a predicted model, not a curated record. The transcript is spliced from 5 exons. Gene Ontology annotation, biological process: ATP biosynthetic process; AMP biosynthetic process. NCBI's taxonomy places the organism in Eukaryota, Fungi, Ascomycota, Pezizomycetes, Pezizales, Morchellaceae. Bases 1 to 747 code for a protein of 248 amino acids. Gene Ontology annotation, molecular function: bis(5'-nucleosyl)-tetraphosphatase (asymmetrical) activity.